UUCACGAAAACUUUAUUCUCUUCUACCUGCAGCCCCCUCCUCUCUCUCUCUUUUUUCUCUUUCUUCUUCUUCUACCCACGCCCUUUUCUCUUUAUCCUUCCAUAUUCUCCACCCCAUCUACCCAUCGUGAUUCAUGUCCCUUCAUCUACGCCUUCAUCACACGCUUCACCAAGAUCGACUGUUGCAGAACCUUGCCGCCAUCAGUACCAUUGUCGGAUUCCAGUGCGGACAAGCCGACCGAGAGCGAGAGAGUGAGAUCAAGAGCGAGAGAGCACGAGAUCGAGAGCGAGAGGAUCUUAGCAACUACGUUAUUGGACAAUUUAACAACCAAGGAAUCAGCGCGCGUCUUCAUUUUUUCCCUCCUCCGUCCCCUGGAAGUCCGAUCCGAUCCGCCGGACGACGUGAAGAUUCUCUAAACUUCUUCUAGUUCGCGUGGCGGACAUAGACACGGUGGCGCCGGCAAUGAGGACGAACGGCCGAGAUUUUUCGACACCAAAGCGAAAGCCAUUUGUAUUUGUUGGGCAAAGGCCGACACUGCGACCGGUCGCCGCCGGUAAUGUCGUCUGCAAGCUUCCUCUGCUUAGACGAUCACAUUGUCCCUUUCUCCAAAGGGUGAAGAAAUUAGUUGCGUGUGGAAGCGGAACAUUUGGACGGACUCGGGUAUGGAUCUUGAUCAAUACCAGCAAGCAUAUGGGAAAGUAUUUUUCAUUCCACAAACAAUUUUUUAUUAAAUUUCUCAGCCAUUUCUCCUUCUUUUCGUUUACGCUCGACCAGUUCAAAACUCUUCAUCCCAUUUCCUUCAUUUUUAGCCCCAAAAAAGUUCCCGCUGUUUUCAUGGCUUAAUUUUAAAAUAUUCUUAACUUAUUCGGAAAAACUCAUAAUAUAAGUAUGAAGGACAAAGAUGCUGACCGUGAUCGCUCAUGGCCUAUUCUGUUGAUUAUUUUGUUCACCUUAAUCACAGGUACAGUUGUUGAGGGACAAGAAUUGCAGAGUGACACAGAAGUUUUAUUACAGUUGAAAUCUUUUCUGGAAGAACACAAUCCCGUUAAACGAGGAAAAUAUUCGUCCUGGAAUUUACAGAGCUCCCCCUGUUCUUGGUCGGGUGUAUCCUGCAAUCUAAUAAAUUCCCGAAUCACCGGAAUUGACCUCUCGAAUGAAGACAUCUCCGGCAAGAUUUUCCACAAUUUCUCUGCCUUGUCGGAGCUGACCCACCUAGACCUCUCCAGGAACACUAUCUCCGGCCAAAUUACCGGCGACUUGAACAACUGCAGAAAUCUUCGGCGGCUGAAUCUUUCCCACAACAUCCUCGACGACAGGUUGAAUUUGUAUGGGUUGGUCAAUAUCGAGACUUUGGACCUGUCGGUCAACCGGAUUUGGGGAGAAAUAACAUUGAACUUUCCGGGAAUUUGCAGGAAUUUGGUGUUCUUUAAUGUUUCUGGUAAUAAUUUUACUGGCCGGCCGGAUGACUGUUUCGACGAGUGCCGGAAUUUGCAGUAUGUGGAUUUGAGCUCCAACGGAUUUAGCGGCGGGUUGUGGUCUGGGUUGGCGAGGACUCGGGUGUUUUCGGCGUCGGAGAAUCAAUUUUACGGCGCGGUCUCGCCGGUGAUAUUUUCAGGGGUUUGUAAUUUGGAGGUGUUGGACUUGUCGGACAAUGAAUUGGACGGCGAAGUUCCGGGGGAGGUUUCUAAUUGUGGGAAUUUGUCUUCUUUGAAUCUGUGGAGGAACAAAUUUUCCGGGAAAAUUCCGCCGGAAAUUGGAAGGAUUUCGAGUCUGCAAAAUUUGUAUCUGGGGAAGAACAAUUUUUCUCGGGGAAUCCCUGAAUCCCUUUUGGAUUUGAGCAAUUUGGCCUUUCUUGAUUUGAGCAUGAACGGUUUCCGAGGAGAGAUUCAAGAAAUUUUUGGGAAAUUUACACAGGUGAAAUUUCUUGGUCUUCACGGGAAUUCCUACACUGGAGGGAUUUAUUCUUCUGGGAUUCUUAAACUGCCGAGACUUGCUCGUUUGGACUUGAGUUACAACAACUUUUCAGGCUCAUUGCCUGUAGAAAUCUCUGAAAUGAAGAGCUUAGAGUUCUUAAUUCUUGCCUAUAAUCAGUUCCAUGGAAGCAUUCCUUCAGAAUACGGGAAUUUGCCAAAUCUUCAAGCACUUGAUCUCUCGUUCAACACCUUAAAUGGGUCAAUCCCAAGCAGUUUUGGGAACUUGACUUCACUYUUGUGGCUAAUGCUGGCAAACAACUCUUUAACAGGUGARAUUCCUAARGAGUUGGGGAAYUGUUCUAGCUUGCUGUGGCUUAAUCUUGCCAACAAUCAGCUAUCCGGSCCGAUCCCGUCUGAGCUAAUGAGCAUCGGAAGAAAYGCCAYGRCCACGUUCGAAKCRAAUCGACGAAWCRARAAGUUCAUYGCCGGGUCGGGGGAGUGCUUGGCAAUGAAGAGAUGGAUCCCRGCAAACUACCCUCCUUUCAGCUUUGUCUACACAAUUCUCACAAGGAAGAGUUGUAGAAGCAYUUGGGAUAGGCUAUUGAAAGGGUAUGGACUUUUCCCAUUUUGYAGCAAAGUURGGACUUUGCAAAUCUCUGGUUAUGUUCAACUAAGUGGGAAUCAGUUCARUGGUGAGAUACCAAWUGAGAUUGGGAAAUUGAAGAACUUCAGUAUGUUGCAUUUAAGUUGUAACAACUUCAGUGGGAAACUCCCUCCAGAGUUGGGUAAUCUGCCACUGGUUGUUCUAAAUGUAUCAGAGAACAGUUUUUCRGGCGAGAUCCCGACCGAGAUUGGAAAYAUCAGGUGUCUGCAGAAUCUAGAUUUAUCAUACAACAACUUCUCAGGCAUCUUCCCUAGAAGUUUGACCAACUUGAAUGAGCUUAACAAGUUCAACAUCUCAUACAAUCCUCUUAUAACAGGGGAGGUGAUUCCAAGCGGACAAUUUUCGACAUUCGAGAAGGACUCAUACCUCGGAGAUUCUCUGUUGCGCCUUCCAUCGUUCCUCAACACAACCCCGCCAAAGUCGCGGUGGUACCCCACGAUAAUGGGAGGAACCUCUAAACCGACUUCGCAGUCGCUGUUGCUUUCCUUUUUUCUUUCUUCCGUUAUUUCUUUUCUUUUCUUUUUUAUCUUCUCUUUUUCUUUUUUUCUAAAGAGGCUUCCUUGAUCCUUAUCACUCAUCCUUUCUUUUUUGUGUGUUUUUUUUAUUAUUAUUUUGAUAA
Momordica charantia (bitter melon) is the source of this 3196-nucleotide messenger RNA. RefSeq names its product putative LRR receptor-like serine/threonine-protein kinase At1g74360. NCBI's taxonomy places the organism in Eukaryota, Viridiplantae, Streptophyta, Magnoliopsida, Cucurbitales, Cucurbitaceae. The record is from RefSeq and is a predicted model, not a curated record. Gene Ontology annotation, molecular function: protein binding.